Molecule: messenger RNA, 1954 nt
Organism: Pongo pygmaeus (Bornean orangutan)
Lineage: Eukaryota; Metazoa; Chordata; Mammalia; Primates; Hominidae
Gene: FUZ
Product: fuzzy planar cell polarity protein
Exons: 11
Coding region: 416-1672 (418 amino acids)
Biological process (GO): vesicle-mediated transport; non-motile cilium assembly
Source: RefSeq, a predicted model, not a curated record
GAUCCGGGCACAACUGUUUUUUCCGUUUAGAAUGUAAAUCAUCAAAGCCUACAGGAUGGUGGCUAGGCAACGCCUUGGCGCAGUCAUCAUCUUCAAUCCGGCCUCUUGGUUCUCUUUACCUCCUCGGAGAAACUGGAAAGCUUUGCAAAUUCAAUUAGCCGCCAUCUUUGUUAGGGGUACCGUGACUUCCGGUUGGGGCGGAAGAGAACCUAAUGGGUUUGGGGGAGGUGCCUGAAUACGGUUUGAGAGUCUGUUUGAGUUGGGUGAAGAAGGCGGGAAGUUAAUCCUCUUCCAAUCAGCUCCCCAUCUCGCCCUCUGGCGGCUCCGGACCACAGGCCGAGUUACUGUGAUUACCGGCAUGCUCCUAGACCGGCACUGACAGUCCCCACGUGAGGGACCGCGGUGGGAGUCCUAAAUGGGGGAGGAGGGGACGGGCGGCACUGUGCAUCUGCUGUGCCUCGCGGCCUCCAGCGGGGUCCCCCUAUUCUGCAGGAGCAGUCGCGGCGGCACCCCCGCCCGUCAGCAGCUCCCGUUCUCUGUCAUCGGUUCCCUCAAUGGAGUCCACAUGUUUGGGCAGAAUCUGGAGGUGCAGCUGAGCUCUGCGAGGACCGAGAACACGACUGUGGUGUGGAAAAGCUUCCAUGACAGCAUCACCCUCAUUGUUCUGUCAUCUGAGGUGGGCAUCUCUGAGCUGAGGCUGGAGAGACUACUCCAAAUGGUGUUUGGAGCCAUGGUCCUUCUUGUGGGACUUGAAGAACUGACCAAUAUCCGCAACGUGGAGAGACUGAAGAAGGACUUGAGGGCCAGUUAUUGCCUCAUCGACAGCUUCCUAGGGGACUCGGAGCUCAUCGGGGACCUGACCCAGUGUGUGGACUGCGUGAUUCCUCCAGAGGGGUCCCUCUUGCAGGAAGCCCUCUCCGGGUUCGCUGAGGCCGUGGGCACGGCCUUCGUCAGUCUGGUGGUGUCGGGCCGGGUGGUGGCAGCAACAGAGGGUUGGUGGCGGCUGGGGACGCCCGAGGCCGUGCUGCUCCCCUGGCUGGUGGGGUCUCUGCCGCCGCAGACCGCUCGCGACUACCCGGUGUACCUGCCGCACGGGAGCCCCACGGUCCCACACCGGCUCCUGACCCUGACUCUGCUGCCGAGCCUGGAGCUGUGUCUACUCUGCGGGCCAAGCCCACCCCUCAGCCAGUUGUAUCCACAGCUUCUGGAGCGCUGGUGGCAGCCACUGCUGGACCCGUUGCGGGCCUGUCUGCCGCUGGGACCCCGGGCGCUGCCCAGUGGCUUCCGCCUUCACACAGACAUCCUCGGGCUGCUGCUCCUCCACCUGGAACUGAAACGCUGCCUCUUCACCGUGGAGCCCUUGGGGGAUAAAGAGCCUUCACCAGAACAGCGCCGGCGCCUCCUCCGAAACUUCUAUACCCUGGUCACCUCCACGCACUUCCCACCAGAGCCAGGGCCACCAGAGAAGACAGAAGAUGAGGUCUACCAGGCCCAGCUGCCCAGAGCCUGCUACCUGGUGUUGGGGACUGAGGAACCAGGCACAGGAGUGCGUCUGGUGGCCUUGCAGCUGGGGCUUCGGCGGCUGCUGCUGCUGCUAUCUCCCCAGAGUCCCACCCAUGGGCUGCGAAGCCUGGCCACCCACACUCUGCAUGCCCUCACCCCACUUCUUUGACUACCUAGCAGUGGGUGAUGGACACAGACAUGGGGCUGUUAGCGUCUCUCUGUUUAUUCGCUCACAAUAAUACACAGCCCCUGGAUGGGGAGGGGGUAGGAGGGGCUACAACAGGGUGGGGUGGGAGGGGAGGAGGCAUCCACUUCCCUGGCCCCUCUCCCCUCUGUGCUUGGGGGGAAAGGGAGGGAGGGGGCUCCCCCUAACCCCCCAGAAUGUAAACAGCAGCAGAUGAACAAAAAUAAAAAUACAAAAGGCCGGAGGAAGGUCCCAGGCAUCCCCCAA